Passer domesticus (house sparrow) is the source of this 3502-nucleotide messenger RNA. RefSeq names its product transcription initiation factor TFIID subunit 4-like. The coding region runs from base 98 to 2014 and encodes 638 amino acids. The transcript is spliced from 2 exons. The record is from RefSeq and is a predicted model, not a curated record. Lineage: Eukaryota; Metazoa; Chordata; Aves; Passeriformes; Passeridae.
GUCUUUGUAGCCUUCUGAUCUUCUUCUCUCUGUUCUUUUAGUAUAGUUGUAAUGUAGUAUUUUAGUAUAAUAUAUAACAUAAUAAAUCAGCCUUCUGAUGAAAAUGGAGUCAAGCCUCGUGUCCUCACACAAGGGGCAGCCUAAACAAGAAUUGGUGACCCCUGGACGUGUGAAACUGGUCACCCCAGGAGUGACCACGGAGUCCAGCCUGGAGCUGAAGAAACGAGACCCUGAAGAUGGGCAGAGUUCACAGCCGUGGCUGCAAACAGGAGAACCUGUUGGACUUUCCUGGAGAUUGUGUCCAGAGACCGCAGAGCAGCAGAGCUGCACAGCUGGAUCCACAAGGACACUGUCUAAAGAUCUUUGGGAGUUCAUGGACGCUGCUUUUGAGUGGACAAAGGACCAGGGUGUUACACACCCAACAAUGUAUGGAGUGCACCUAUGGCUCUUAUUCUGUAUUUUGGAAAAAAGGGAGGCUGCGGGGGACAUCAUUGCUCGGUGGCCCCGUCGCGCUCCGUUCCCACCAGGUUCGGCACGAGAGAAGCCUCCCAAAGAAGACGAACCGCGGGUUCGCAGCCCCCCCGCAUUGCCCACGGCUGAGCAAAAGUUUUUCUCCGCUCCCUUGGAGCAUGAGCAGACAGAGCUGCCUUCCCCCCCCCCCGCUCCUUCUCUUGGGGGGGAUGGGAAGCCGGCCCCGCCGCUUUCCGGGCCAGUCCCGCCCACUUCGCCGCGGAAUUCUCCACUCCCCCCACCCCGGGGGGACGCGGGUCCGCCUCAGCCAGCCCCGCGGGAGGCACCGGACCCUGUGGCUCCGCCUCAGCCAGCCCCGCGGGAGGCACUGGACCCCGCGGCUCCGCGUCACCCGGCCCCGCGGGAGGUGCCGAAGCCGGCGGCUCCGCCCGCGGCCCCGCCACCUCCCGCCGAUCCGCCCGUGUUGCCAGGCAACGCGAUCAACAACAAUGGUUCCCUGGCGCCGCGACCCGCGGCUGUGCUGCUGUCCCUGGGAGCUGCAGGAGCUGCCUCCGUGCCUUCUCCCUCUGCAUCACCGCCGGCAACUGAAUUCGCAACGGCGCAGGCGGCGCCUGCGCGGGCCGAUCCCGUGCCGAGCCCGCCGCCCCCGCCUGUCCCGCCGCUCCCUGCCGACCCAAUUGCAGUGCAAGAGCAUGCCGAGAAUGGUGCUGAGCCCACGGGACCGCCUCAAGAGCCGACACCAGCGCCCGUGCUGCCCGCACCACCCACCCCAGUUGUCCCGCCAGUUUCCGAAGCUCCAUCACUCGCAUCAGACCCUGCGAAGAGCCUGUCCUUCCGUGGAGGAGGCGUGGCCCGCCAGCUGACCGCAGGAGCAGUUCGGCUGGCUGUGUUCAAAAUCAGUGUGGUUCGCGGGUCAUUUCGCGUGUGGUUGGGGGCUUCUCCCUGGGGGUUGGGGUGCCUGCCUCCCCCCGAGCGCCCCAGUGCUGUGGGGGAGUUGGGUCCUGGAAAUUCUGCCUCUGGUCCCCAGCCCAGAGGGGAUGGUGGUGCCGAGGGGCAGAAAGCAGGAGCAGUGCCAUUUGCAUUGCAGGAGCAAGAGACACAGAGCAAAGCAAGCAUUGCUCGCUUGCUCUGGGGACAAGAGUCCCUCAGAUGUGGGAUGAAAAUUCCUGAGAAAGCUUCUCUUCCCGAGCUGCCGGUGUGCACCGGUGCUGCUGGGGGGAGGAAGCAUUGGGUCAUUUCUGCACUCAAGACACUGGCAGCAUGGUCCUGCCAGGUUCUGAGCACACAGAGCCCGCCUCACAGGCUGGUUCUGGGCCCUUUGGCUCAUUUCCCUGGGCCAGGGCCACCGCCCCAUCCAGUGCUGGGUUUGGGGACUUUGCUUUCCCCACAGGGACCUGGGCCACCAUUCUGUGAGCCAGGUCUGGGUUCUCUGGUCCAUCCACCAGGACCAGGGCCACCCAAGGGUUCUAGAGACCCUCUGCUGCUGCUCUUCUUCUUUUGGAAAAAAAAAAAAAAAUUAAUGAAGAAAAGUAGAAAGAGCUAGCAGCUCAAAAGCAUUGAAAAGCCAAAAAUUAGCCUCAGCCCAAGUGGUUCAAUGAAGGGCUGUGGCCAGGGCAUUCCAGAAUUUUCUCUCUGAAUUGUUCGAUGACUGUCAAGGGAUUUUGAUAAUUCUUGUUGGUUUUCGUUACCAGUUCUUUGUUUCAGAAUUCUGCAAGCCUGUUUCAGGACCAAAAAGGACUUCCAGAGAUGUCAAAGAGGAACAUCUUCAGUCCAUAGACUCUGUCCUGAAAUUCAGCUGUUUGGACUUGAAACAAUGAACUUUCUUUGCAUGAGUUUUUACAUUUUCUUAUAAUUUUUAAGAUUGUUUUAGUGAUAUGAUAGAAUUUAAUGUUUGAUAGGUGAAGAAUUUCCCUGAAUGUUCUACAGGUGAAGAAUUUCCCUGACCAUUCCACAUCAGCAGUUGAUUGAGAUUUUGAUUGGCAACAGAUGAACCUCAAGUGGUGUUUGUUCUCUCUUCUGCAAGGGCCCAGUAGAAGAGAUUGCAAACAUUUCUUUUUCUAUUUAAUUUAAUAAAUUUAAAAGGGUGAGAUGUAGCCAUGAUAUUUUAGUGAAAAAGCCUCUGCUAGGAUUUUUCCUGUCCUGAGGAGCUGAGAGCCUCAGGAAAGAAAUGUAAACAAUAACUAUCUGCUGCUGUGGAAGGCCACAGGUGCAUCUUUCAUUGGUCCAUGUGGAUUGUUUUCAAUCAGUGACCAAUCACAGCCACCUGUGCCAAGGCUGUGAGCAGUCACAGGAUUUUGUUAUGCAUUCCUAUUCUAUUCUUGUCUUUGUAGCCUUCUGAUCUUCUUCUCUCUGUUCUUUUAGUAUAGUUGUAAUGUAGUAUUUUAGUAUAAUAUAUAACAUAAUAAAUCAGCCUUCUGAUGAAAAUGGAGUCAAGCCUCGUGUCCUCACACAAGGGGCAGCCUAAACAAGAGUGACAGUCGACCCUCAUGAGGCUGCGGGACGCCCCACCUGCCUGUGGUGCUGCCGGCUGUGCCUGCUGGGAGCGUCGGUGGCGGAGGAGCUGUUUGGACACUGCGGCAGGACAGAGACCCACUUUGGUAUACCGUGUGUGAUAAAGAGAGCGAGAACAAGGAGGAGGAGGAAGACCCAUCUGGGAAAUGCAGAUUGUAUGUGGAAGGAUUAGGAUUUUCUUUAAGGAUUUCGUUAAGUUCAGUGGAAAAAUGAAUUAUUUUAAGCUGUGGGAACAUGAGUACCCACAGGCAGUAGUGGGGGGGGGACGGGACGCGACACUAGAACAAGAACAGAAUAAGUCCCUAUAUGAACUGGUUAGAAAGAUACAGCAACUGUAUGUAACAAAGGAUGAGGAAAAGGCAAAGGUGAUGGCAGAGUUUUUAGAGCCCUGGAGGAAUAAACCACAGAACCCAAGGAGCUCCCCAGGAUAGAAGAGACAGGGUUGGCCACAAGGAAGUGGCAGAGGCAUUCCCUCCCCAGCGGGGGAGAGCCAACGCAAACAGCGGUAGGGAAAGAAUCA